Molecule: messenger RNA, 2484 nt
Organism: Poecilia latipinna (sailfin molly)
Lineage: Eukaryota; Metazoa; Chordata; Actinopteri; Cyprinodontiformes; Poeciliidae
Gene: tmem260
Product: transmembrane protein 260
Exons: 16
Coding region: 299-2362 (687 amino acids)
Source: RefSeq, a predicted model, not a curated record
CGUUCGGUAAUAUCGCGAGGUUUUCUAGACGGCGUGUGUAGCCCCCGGAUGCUAUAUCCAAGGCAACAAAAACGCCUCAACUUUGCUAAUUAUCAUGCAUUUAAGACGAAAGCCAUGUAUGUAGACAAAAUAUAAACUUAGGUACACGUUGUCCGUGUGUGGUUGUGUAGUUAACAACAGGAAAUAGCUCAGAGUUCAGUCUAAAAUGCUUGGCUCUAAAUGUGGAGGCAUGCUAAGUGUUACUUGCUAGCUAAGCAACACACGGCUGACAUCUUCCUGGAUUUUACAGCGCAUAAAAAUGUUUGCGGAACAGAAGGGUGGCUGGAUACUGACCGGGACUACGGUCGCCUUCGUAGCGGCAGUGUAUGUACCCUGCGUGCAGAGGACUGUACCCGGAGGAGACUCAGGAGAGCUGAUCACCACCGCAUGUGAGCUGGGGGUGGCUCAUCCUCCAGGAUAUCCAGUCUUCACGCUCUUGGCCCGUUUGUCUAUGUAUCUGCUGCCCUGGUUGUCUCCAGCUCACAGUGUCAACCUUAUGUGCAGCCUUGUAGGAGCUGCAGCUUGUGGAUGCUUCACUUUGACAGUCUGCAGGUUGACAGGUCCUGGACCCGGUGCGGUCCUGGCUGGAGGCCUGUUCGCUGUGUCCAGGCUCAGCUGGCAGUGGUCGAUGGUGGCAGAAGUCUUCACCCUCAACAACCUUUUCGUCGGCGCUCUCUUCUUCUUGACGGCCAGCUUCCACUGUGCUGAGAACUCCUGGCAGAGGAGGAAGAUUGCGCAUUGGGGCGCAUUUUGCUGCGGCCUGGGACUGUGCAACCAACACACUCUGGUCCUGUAUGUGCUGAUCAUCAUUCCCUGGGUCCUUUACCGACUCUUUUCUCUAAAGGAGCUGUCUGUUUUGGGCCUUGUAACUCUGGGACUUUGUUUCAUCGCUGGUUUUUUCCCGUACAUCUACCUACCCAUCUCGUCCUACCUCAACAGCGCCCGCUGGAGCUGGGGGGACCAAACUACCCUUUUCGGUUUGCUGACCCACCUGCUGAGGGCAGAAUAUGGGACAUUCAGCCUUGCAAAGACAGAGACCUCUGUGAGUCUGAGCUCAAUGCUGCAGGCCCAGCUGGACCACUGCCUGGCGGAUCUCUCUCCUCCUGUUUUGGUUCUGGCAGGAAUAGGCCUUCUCUUCUCCCUGUGGGACAGGACCUGCUGCUCGGUUUCCUGGCUGUUGACUGCAAUGCUGCUUGUCUACUCUCUGUUUUUUGCAUGGAGAGCUAACCUGGACAUUAGCAGACCGUUACUGCUUGGAGUGGUGGAGCGUUUUUGGCUCCAGAGUGAUGCUGCAGUUUGUGUUCUGGCCGGCCUCGGUUUGAGCCACGCUCACAGUAAGAUGGAGAGGUGGCUGGGACACGGGGGGCUGUGGAAGACCAUCGGCUGGGUCUUCACCUUAGCUCUGCUGGGACAAAUGGGACGCACCAACCACAGGGAGUGUGACCAGAGCAGGAACGAUGUGGUGGAGCGGUUCGGCAGGGAGCUGCUGGCCUCCUUCCCAAAAGACUCACUCAUCCUGACCAGAGGAGACCUGCCAGGAAACUCUCUGCGCUACCUGCACUACUGCCAGGACAUCCGGCCUGAUAUCCGCCUGGUCGACCAGGAGAUGAUGACAUAUUCUUGGUAUGUGACCAAGCUGGGGCAGCAUCUUCCUGGGGUUCAUUUUCCUGGCCGAAGGUGGGACCCGGUCCAAUCCGAAGAAAAGGACACCUUCAGUCUCGAGCGGUUCCUGUCCCACAACCCACAGAGGGACGUGUUUGCCUGCAUCGGCCUGACUGAUGGAGAUCCCAGCUGGGAACGUAGCUUCUCCCGUUGGCCUUUGGGUGUGUGUGACUACCUGGUUCCGCUUCAGAGGCAGUUUCACCCAGAACGCUGGGCCGAGCGCACCCGCAGCCUCUAUAACUGGAGUGAGCCACACAACAGUUUUCCUCCUGCGUCCUGGGAGCGCGUUGCUAACGAGGAGAUGUGGCAAGCGAGGAUGAAGACGGCUUUCUUUCUGUUUGACCUGGCAGAGAGGACGCAGGGAGAGGGGAAAGCGCGUCUCUUUGAGCUGUCUUACACUCUGUAUAAAGAAAUUGUUGAGGCCCAAUCUGAAUACCCUCCAAACUGGGACAAGAACCUGGCUCUGGCAUGCGAGAGGCUGCUCCGCUCUGCCCAACAGGGCUACAGUCCAGACCACCUGCUGACCUGCAGCGUUCAACACUUUAGUCUCUACCUGGAGAAAGAGCCCACCGAUCCCCAGGCGGCGGCCAUACGCUCAGCCGUUUCCCACCUGCUCAAGGAGAGAGACAGACUGCGCCAGAGCCGGAAGCAAACUCCAUGAUGGAGUCCUGGAAAACCCUCAUGGAGCCGAGACGCCAAGAGCUUGCUCCAAACUUGACGAAAGUGCACUGCUGUGGGAAUUAUCAUGUAUUUUUACAUUAAAUGUUUAAUUUUGUGACUGUA